Closterium sp. Naga37s-1 is the source of this 2568-nucleotide messenger RNA. The record is from the annotation of a GenBank genome assembly. NCBI's taxonomy places the organism in Eukaryota, Viridiplantae, Streptophyta, Zygnematophyceae, Desmidiales, Closteriaceae.
AUGAUGGUCAUUCCCCUUCGUUCGCGCAUCGACCCAGUUUCGUCUGAACCAACCGCACCCUGCGGCGACGACCUCGCUUCCACUUACCGCGUUUCAUCAGAAUCAGCGCCGCUCUUUCUGGUUGCACGAGCGCCGCUCGAUCAUCUCCUUUCCGCCGCUCACGAGCAGCAUUUCCCGUGGCCGCAGCGAGCCGCAUUUCCCCUCAUGGCGGAUGUUCCUCCACGCCGCGCCGACAGUCGCCCUACCGCGGCCAAUGCGACGGCGGGUCCAGCGGCGGCGGCGACGGCGACUCCAACGGCGCCGACGUGGGACUUUCUCACGGUGCACACGCAGCGCGCAUUGAAACGGCGACACAGCGAACAGGACGAGUGCGACGAGCGCGACAAGCGGGACGAGCGGGAUGCGCGGCGCAGCACCAAUGGCGAUGACCCAAGCCGUCUCAUGUCGCUCACGCUCGCCAACUCCUCUGUUCACCCCGCGCGCCCCUGCUCCUCCGCCCACCCCGCGCGCCCCCGCGCCAAUGACGACGGCGCCGUCGUCGCCGCAAACCCCAGCCUGCAACCCCUCCCCGGUCUAGCAGGACCAGUUACCCCCCCGGCGGCUUUCCCGCCGAGCCACCAACCCGGCGCAUUUUCCGGCCUGGAAAGUCACGGUCACGGUCUCGCCCCCAUUUGUGCCACUCCCGCUUCGGUUUCAGCUUCUCACGCUGUCUCGCUCCAUCCGAGUCCUGCCACGUUUCCGCCGCCGCUGCCUGCGCUCUUCACACUCCGCCAGGCGUCAAUGCCCCGCGGUGCGCUGCUGCCUCUGCCCGAGCUGCUCCUGCCCGGCCUGCCACGUGGCGGCCCAGGGAUUGGCUCUCUGUCCGAGGCUCUUUUCCGCCGUCUGACGGGCUUGACUGGGUUGACCGGCAUUACGGGAUUGACUGGCUUGCCUCGCGCUACUGGCGCGACUGGCGGAAGCGGCGGUUUUUCGUGCGCCCUGUGCGGGCGCACAUUCCCCACGGUGCACGCGCUAGGGGGUCACAAGAGCAUGCACCGGAAAGGCGUGCACCGCGCGCACACCAGCGCCACCAGCACCUCCAGCACCAGGAAUGGCGGCAGCGGCAAUGUGAGCAAGAAUAAGGGCUGCGGCAAUGUGAGCAAGAAUAAGGGCUGCGGCAGCAGCAGCCGUGGUGGGGCUCCCAGUGGCGGAGCGAGGCCUGAGCUGCCAUCGCCAGCACGCUUCCUUAAGAGGUGCAAGGUCACUGCUGCUGAUGUUGAUGAUGCCAAUGCUGCUGCCGACGCUGCCGCCGAUGCUGCUUCCAAUGCUGUUGCCGACGCUGCCGCCGAUGCUGCUUCCAAUGCUGUUGCCGAUGCUGAUGCCAAUGCCGCUGCCGAUGCUGCUGCUGAUGCUGCCGAUGUUGAUGCUGCUGCUCAAACCUCUCAUGCAACGCGAGGAACCGACACUGCUCACCAGGAACCCUCAGAGCGCUCUGCAACCGAAGGCGGCAAUCCAGCCAAAGCGUCCCCUCUCACCCCGCCUGUCACGCCCACAAACGAGGAAACCGUGCCGGCCUCAUGGCCCAAGGCAGGGGGUGCACUGGGGGCAGCAGAGACGAGCGUUCAGGCUGACCAGAUCCCUCGGGCUGCAGGGACGGGCCGGGGAGAGACAGGCACACUUGCAGGAGAUGUGGGCGAGCAGGUGGUGGGGGAGAGUGGCGGGGCGUGUGAGAAGCACAUGCGGGUGCAGCUGAAGCAAGCCAUCAAGGAGCGCCUGGUGCAAGCACACCUGCUACAAGCACGCUUGCUACAAGCACGCUUGUCACAGCCACGCCAGCUGCAGACACGGCAGGCGCUGCACCAUGGGGGAGGCAAGCACACGUCCUGUUCGGGCGCCGGCGUUGCUCCCUGGUCGCCACCAGCACUGGUUCUUGAGGCAGCUCAAAGCACCUCAUGCUUGCAGGGGAGAGGCGCACCCGCUUCAUUCUCUCCUGCUGCCAUUGCGGCAUGCUCGCCAACAGCUUUGUCCACCACGAGUGGUGCCACAGCAGGGCCUGUGUGUGCGUCUGACUUGAACCUGCCACCCGCUGAUGUGGCAGGAGGCGUGGUGAGCGAGGCAGGGGGAAUGGACACCGAAGCAGUGAUAAUGGUGAACGAGGAUGCGGAUCUUGCAUUGGCUGCACUGGCGAUCGAGUGUGAGGCACGGGAGGCGCGGGAGGCGGGGGAUCUACCUUCCUCUGAUGAAUGCAUGGACGAGGCUGACACUCGUACCGCCCCUAAUCCGGGCUGCACUGCACAGGGAGAUUUCCCUGGCACAGCAUGCCUUGCGGGUCGAGAUGCCAGUGCUGCUGGCGCCUCUGGGAAUGCUCUUGGGAUUGCGCGGGAUGCGGUGUUUCUGUUCGCUUGCAACCUGGGGGCUGAGAAGGUUUUUUGUGCUAAUGAUGUUUUUGCUGCUAACAGCAGUAAGCUGGACGGUGCGGAUAGUCGGGCCGGCUUCCGCCUCUCCGCCCUCCGUCUCACUCCCCUCGCUCCCCUCACCUUCCUCGCUGCCCUCGCUGACGUCAUUCCCGCAGUCUUCGCUGCUAGAUGA